AUAAGAUAAAGGAGGCGCCGUUGGACAAAGAGAAGGCUGUCCCUCAUCAGCGCCUCCUCCUGUGCGGUGCUUGGAGUAAACAAACCUGCUCCACUACCUCCUCCACCACCACCACCACACAACGGCCCUGCUCACGCCUUUUCACCACACCCACGCCCGCUCCCAUCCUUCUCAGAAACAAAGUAAAGACGCCACCUGUGACCUGCGGUGGUGAGUGGCAGGUGCGAGGCAAGACCAGUAGGGAGGUGACCACGUGCACUGCUGACUCCAGGCAACCCAGCCAGCCAGCCAUGUCUAACAAGCUAGAAGAGGCACAGAAGGAUGUGGAGGAGAUGCGCACACUGAUGACAUCUGCCUCCCGCAAGCGUGUGCAGGACAUGCUGGCGAACGAAUUGCGUCGGAUGGAGAUUGAGGUGACCCAGCUCCAGGAGGCAGCUGUGAAUGCAGCCACUCUGCAGCAGCAGCAGAACCCAAAGACAUCCACCCCCACUACCUACAAUGUCAACAUCAGGAAUUACUCUUGGGACCAAUCAGACAAGUUCACCAAGCUGUACUUGAUGCUGAAGAAUGUACAAAGCCUACCCAAGGAGUCUGUCACCUCAUCAUUCACUGAGAAGGGUGUGGAAGUCAAGGUGGAGGGUCUGGAUGGAAAGAACCACCACCUGCGCAUCACCAACCUGGCCGGUGCCAUCAAGCCCGACGCCAGCUACCACAAAGUGAAAACAGACAUGGUGGUGGUGCUGAUGGCCAAAGUUGAGAACGGCACCAAGUGGUCUGGGCUGACGGCUGAGGAUGUGAAGGCCAGCGAGGCUCGCAAGCCCAAGACUGACUCCUCUGACCCCAACUCCGGCAUCAUGGACCUCAUGAAGCAGAUGUAUGAUGACGGUGACGACAAGAUGAAGCAGAUGCUUAACAAGACGUGGUAUGAGAGCCAGCAGAAGACCUUACGUGGAGAAUCAGGGAUGCCAGGGAUGCCAGGAAUGCCAGGAAUGCCAGGGAUGCCAGACCUGGACCUCUAGCCUGGCACAAGUCUCAGUGCUGCAUGUUUAGAGGCAGUGAUGUAGGCCAGCCAUGACACCAGAUUAGUAACAGUUUUAGAUUUGUCAGUUCUUGAUUUGAUAUUGUUUCUUGUUGAAAUUUGCAGUGCCCACCAUUGGCAUUUGCUAACUUGUUUGUGAUAUGAGACAAAGUUUUCAUAUGACUCCCUUUGUUUUUUUGUGUGUAAAUUUUCUGCAACUCGUGCAUGUAUUUGGCAGAUUUGUUGUGGUGUGGAGAAUCCUUCAUAUUUGUAGGUGAUGACAUGAUAACCAAAAUUCUUUUUACAGCACAUCAAGUUUCUGAAAUGUUGUGUGAAAAAUCUUUGAUUAAAACUGUGUGUGUCAGCAUCUGUUAUCAGAAAGUGGUUAUGUUGUACAACUUUUAUAUUUAUACAGAAGUAUUUAUUGUCUCAUGGCUAAGGGAUGUAGUAUGAUAUUUGUUGUCAUUAUUCUAGCCAGCAAAGUUAUGAUGUAAAAGGUAUUUGUGGUUUCCAGAUCCUUUGUUGCAAUACUUCAAAAAUACACAGUGAGAACACCCAACACUGGUAAUUGACCUUGACGGCAGAGUGGUGCUGGUGCACUCAUUGUGCCAUUGGUACUUGUAGUAAUUGCUCCUCAGUGUGUGUGUUUCCAACAAAAGUACCACUUACCAUCUAGGAAAGGAAAAGCUGGCAGGAAGGUGUCUGAAAAUUAGUUGUACAAUUGGAGUAAUGGUUGCACUAAUAGACUCAUUGCCACAAAAAAUGCAUUCACAGAGGCAAAUGAAGUCUAGUAUGGAUAGAGAGAGAGAGAGAGAGAGAGAGAGAGUAUGUAUGUGUGUGUGUGUGUGUGUGUGUGUGUACUCAUUUUGGCACCCACACAAAAUGGACUCCUUCUAUAAGUGGUGCUGUUGAUGUGUAUUUCCUGUCACAAGAAUAUUGAUUAACUUUGUCAUGAGUUAGUUAUUUGUACUAGACAGAGAAUUUAAUCAAUUUGUUAGAUAUGGUCCUUGCAUAGUGUUGUGGCCAUCAGAGCAAAGUGUAACCUUUUCAUCAUGAAAUAGUGCACGCCUUAUGAAUACUCUUAGUACAUUGUGAAAGUACUUAGCAGAGUGAAACCUUAAAUUACUAAAUAUGUAGAUAUUGAUUUGCAUUGUCAUUUUGUAGAAAUUUGGUACUGUAACCAUGUAUAUGCAAUGGCACAAAGAGCACUGAUAAAAUUACUGUAGAAACAUAGAAA
Molecule: messenger RNA, 2255 nt
Organism: Scylla paramamosain (green mud crab)
Lineage: Eukaryota; Metazoa; Arthropoda; Malacostraca; Decapoda; Portunidae
Product: calcyclin-binding protein-like
Biological process (GO): heart development
Cellular component (GO): nucleus
Molecular function (GO): tubulin binding; S100 protein binding; ubiquitin protein ligase binding
Source: RefSeq, a predicted model, not a curated record